GCUAGCAGCAGCUGCACUGGAAGAAAACAGAGCAAGAAAAAGUGUAGAAAACCUUAAUUUAAGACACUGAGAAUUAUGGAUUUUACCGAAGCGAACUAAAACAAGAGUUGAGCUUGUUUUAUGUCACUGUUUUGAUAUGUUGCUUUUUAUAUAACGGCCUUUUUUUGGACGUCGACCAAUGAAUGUCCCUUUGUGAAGUAGCAUUGAGCACCAGUCAUUUGUUGAACUUGGCUCUGUGCUGAAGAUGAAUGCUCUGGUUGCUCUCUGUCACUUCUGUGAGCUCCAUGGCCCUCGCACCUUGUUUUGCACUGAGGCACUACACCCUCCAUCCCCGUCCCCCUCAUCCCAGGCAGGUGCCCCUGUGCCUGGAGACAGGGACCGAGAUGGUGACCGGGAAGGUGAAGGGCUGACCAUGAGGGCCAACAGCUCGGCCUCACAGAGAGGAGAAAUGUGUGAGGGAUGUCGAUCUCUUCCUGCAUCUCACCCAGGCUUUGUGAGCAUCGAUGAUGAAACAGGCAUACGCUUCCUGAGCCACCAGCAUCCCAGACAGCCACAGCUAUUCAGCGUGGUCCGCCAGGCUUGCGUGCGCAGCCUCAGCUGUGAGGUAAACAGUGACGUGUGUCCCGGUCGUGAAGGGCCUAUUUUCUUUGGAGAUGAGCAGCACGGUUUUGUGUUCUCACACACCUUCUUUAUCAAAGACAGCCUGGCCAGAGGUUUCCAGCGCUGGUACAGUAUUGUCAUGGUAGCAAUGGACAGGAUCUACCUUAUCAACUCCUGGCCUUUCCUGUUACGCCACCUUAGACUCACGAUACAGAGCCUGCAAAGCACAGCCCUCAAGGUGUUUGACAGUGAACAAGGAGUUUGUCCCCAGCGAGCAGCGAGGAUGAACAGUGUCUUCUCACCUGCAGUUUUCCCACAUCAAAGGAGUGGCAACGCAGCCCGAUCACUGACCUCUCUUACCCAGCAUCCCAACCUCUGGGCCAGCCUGCACUCCUCCUUUAGCUGGCUGCUGAAAGCUUGUGGUAGCCGACUGACAGAGAAACUGCUGGAGGGAGCCCCCACUGAGGACACGCUGGUGCUCAUAGAGAGACAGACAGAGCAAGAGGAGGAAAUGAGCUGCUGGGAGGGAGCAGAAGGAGGCGGCUCUACUUCACAGCGGCACCAAUCAGAGAGCGAGCUGGGCCCUGACUUCCUGUGUGAUGAUGACGCAAAAUUAAAUGACUUACCCGGUCCAAAAUUUAGGUCCCUGAGGCAUUUGAGACAGGUCCUCGGGGCUGCUGAGUUUCGUCAGCUAGUGUGGCACGUGCUCAUGGGAAAUCAGGUCAUAUGGAGAGGCGCAGACCCCGGGCUCAUCCAGUCAGCUUUUACAGUGCUCAAGUCUCUGCUCCCAGUAGGCUGUGUGCGUUCUGUGCCAUACAGCGCUCAGUAUGAGGAGGCCUACAAGUGCAACUUCCUGGGUCUCAGCCCAGAUGUGCCGAUUCCAAUGCACGUCAGCUCCUCAGAGUUUUCAGUGUUGGUGGACGUCAGUUCAGAGAGGAGCUGUCAGAGUGCGGCAGUGGGUGAAGACGAUAUCUCCUCACUUUAUCAGUUCACCAUCAGCAGUGCCAACACACAGCCCACAGACAGGGGUCCCACGUUAUUGAACAAGCUGGAAGUGGCUCUGUCUAAUGAGAACUUGUCUGUGGACGUUGUGUCUCACUGCCUGCUGUGUCUGAAGGAAGAGUGGAUGAAUAAAGUCAAAGUGCUCUUCAAGUUCUCAAAAGUGGACGGCAGAGGGAGGGAGGACACCCAGAAGGUUCUGGCCCUCCUUGGCGCCACAGGGCCGGGUGAGGAGGACAACGUCAGGCUGCUAAAGUUCUGGAUGACUGGACUCAGCAAAACCUACAAGAGUCAUUUAAUGACAGCCGUCCGAGGAGGGGAGAGGAGCCCCAGCCAGUGACAAAGAGGAGGAGAAGGAGGAGGAGGAGGUAGAGGGGGUGAAGUAAAUGGAGCUGAAAAGAGGGGAUAAUACUACUGAAGGGAAAGUGAAAGCAAGAAUUCUUUCAUUAUGAGUUUUGUGAACACUUUGGGACUUUUAGUGGAAUGAAAGAGGAAUGUCAAUAGAUGACAGAAAUGCUUUGGCUCAUCCAUUAUUGUCUUUUUAAGUAAUGAGAAAUGUACUGUUCCUAACCCUGAUUAUUAUCCAGCACAGAUUAACACAUACGGUCAGUUUGGAUAAUGCAUGAGGGCUUUUGUUUGUCAAAGGGAAUUAUGGUUCAUAGUGAUAUGUGAAGUUUAACUUAUUACAAACAGACUUUGCACUUUGUUUACUCAUUUUCUGAUGUUUUAAAAUGAAAGAAAUAAUAUAAUCGCUUACUCUGACUUUUUUUAAUUCCACAAUUGGCUCCAUCUUGUGGCGAACAGGAAGAAUAAAGAGGGAGUGAACUGGAGGAGGAGAACAGUGUUCCUCUGCCAGCUCCCACUCACUUGUUCGAGUGGCUGCUGGCCAGCAAGCCUCAAGUGGUGUAAGACAACACUUUUAAGGUUUUCUGGUGUCUUGAAAUGUACAAAGUGGUUGCAUAACACAGCCCCGCUCCAGUACAGCCAACCACAUCAGCAGGAUUUUAGCUUGUUAAUGAGCCAGUCACACAGCAAUCCACUAAAAAGCCAAGGGUUUUUUUUAUUUUCAUACCACAGUUACUUGAGCCUGUUGCGUUCCUGAAGCUUGCAGAGUUUAGUCAAUAAAAUUCAACAACAUACGGCUUUGUUUAAAUUGCUGGGGGGCUGCUUUUUCUUUUCUUAACCCGCACCCAUGUAACAAUUGUGUAAUUCAAACUCGUGCUUUAGUCCAAAUUAAAAGGAAAAGUGAAUUUGUAAAUAUUAGGAUUGACUCUAGCUUUCUUCGUAAAACAGAUCUUCUUCUCAGCAUGGACGCAUGCUACUGUGUCCUGAUAGAGUUUUACUGUUUUGUUUUUUUUGUUUGUUUUGCUUCUCUCUGAAAGCUCAAAUCUGGAUUUCAUUUUGCAAGUUUCACUGAAAGAAGCACAAACAUAAUUUGCAGCAGCUCCGCAAAUUAGUUACAUAUUGACUUUCCUCAAUAUGCAAGCGACGUAUCAAACAGGAAGACGGCACACUGGCUGGAUAUUUAUACCCGUCAUUAAACCACAAAGUGUAUGUGAAGAGGUUUGGAGUUGAUGGUGCCUCUGGGAGUGUUAAUGCUUUGCCUGUGGUGACGCUGCUGCUCUCUUGUUUCCUCUUCCCCUCAGCAGAGAAGGGACUUUGGGAAACAGUCUUGCUUCUUUUGGCUUGUUUUCAGAAGAAGGACACAGAAGAAUGAUUUCUCUUUAACAUGAAGAAACAACUUUGCACUUCCUCCCUUUCGUUAGUAAUUGAGUCCUCUUGUGACAUCUAACAGAGAACAAAAAUAUCAUGACGCCUCACACAACCUGAGGGGACAGAACAACACUUUACAGACGGGAUGAUGACAGCUGUGCACAAUAUUAGACAUCACGGUCACACCAGCCGCCUCUGUGGAACUGAUUUGAGGAGAAAUGACUGCAGAAAGCUGUCACACAUGGAAUGACUUGCAAGUUCUGGCGAUGUAGUGUUGCAAUCCUGUUUAUAAAGGAAUGUGAUUCUUGAUUUAUUUUAGAAAAAAAAAACAGAUCAUGUGAUGAUUAAACAGGAUGAUAUUGCGCACUGGCU
Molecule: messenger RNA, 3684 nt
Organism: Epinephelus fuscoguttatus (brown-marbled grouper)
Lineage: Eukaryota; Metazoa; Chordata; Actinopteri; Perciformes; Serranidae
Gene: flcn
Product: folliculin
Exons: 12
Coding region: 245-1939 (564 amino acids)
Biological process (GO): positive regulation of transforming growth factor beta receptor signaling pathway; positive regulation of TORC1 signaling; positive regulation of GTPase activity
Cellular component (GO): cytosol
Molecular function (GO): GTPase activator activity
Source: RefSeq, a predicted model, not a curated record